Saprolegnia parasitica CBS 223.65 is the source of this 2236-nucleotide messenger RNA. RefSeq lists its product as hypothetical. The record is from RefSeq and is a predicted model, not a curated record. The coding region runs from base 135 to 2174 and encodes 679 amino acids. Gene Ontology annotation, molecular function: structural constituent of nuclear pore. Gene Ontology annotation, cellular component: nuclear pore. NCBI's taxonomy places the organism in Eukaryota, Oomycota, Saprolegniomycetes, Saprolegniales, Saprolegniaceae. The transcript is spliced from 4 exons.
GACGACGGCGACGCCGCACGACAUUGUACUGCUGCGUGGCGAGCUCUCGCCGGCGUCAAUCGACCUCCACGUCGCACGCCGCUUUGUGUUGGCGCAGCUGCCGGUGCACGUCCGACUCGUCGACUUGAGCGUCGAUGACGCGCGGCUCUUCUCGGUCUGGCGCGCGCCGUCGACCGACUACGUGGUCCAGCACCCGGCUUUCGCUCACGGGCCCCAAGCAGGUGACGGGCACCGUCCUGCGUGGCAUGCACGCGUGGACAGCCAAGCACGCCGCCGACGACGACGCCUUGGCCAAGGACAUUGUCGACUUGUCGCAGAUUGACGCGUUCUACAUGCAGCGGCUCGGCGCCCCGGGGCGCUUCAACGACGAGUGCCUCCGCUCGACCUUGUCGACGCUCGUGACGGGCCCGGCUCCAACGCUCGACGGCCACCGGCUCCGCCGUGCGCUUCUGGAUGCAGUCCACCGGCAAUGGUCGCUGCAGGACACCAAGGGCUCGAACCCGUAUACGCUUCGCUCGACCGUGUGGCGCCACGUGCUUGCCGUUGCGACCAAGCACUGGGCAGCAGAGAACGUGCCUCUUGGCUUUGUGUCGUGCGACUUGCUCGGGUCACCCGUGCUCUUGCGGCGCAACCACAUGUCGGUGUUCUUCCCGGCCACCACUUCGAUCCUCGGCGACCGCCCGGCGACGAUCGCCGACCUCUACGACUCGAUCCUUCUGCCUACGUUUGCGGCGUUUCCCACCGCGGCCUACUAUGCGUCGCUCGAACGCCAGUGGCAGUCGGACGUGCUCGAAGCCGACGACCUGCCGUCUGUGACGCUUCUGGACGUUGUCCAAGCCGGGCUUCUCGGGGACGGCAGCGGUGGCCGCCAUGUCCCAAGCGUCCUUGCACGGACCGCCAGCGUCCUCUCGGGCGACGCGGCGACGCAAAUGGCGAUUUUCGAUGCCCUUGUCGCCCACGUUGCGCUGCCGAGUAUUUCGGACGAUGCGAAUAUGGGCGCCCAGGACGUGGCUGCGACCGACCUUGCGCUCGCGCUCUACCGUAUGAGCGCCGUUGUUCUGCAUGACAUGCGCGCCGCGGCUGCUGCGAGCGCGUGCUUUGUGACCUUUCUCCUCGAUGCGACGCCGUCGUUUUUGGCGGAGGCGACGCUGCGCCACCUAGAAGCGACCGUGCGACCGGCACUCGAGCGGUCGCUGGCCACGUGGUCCAACUUGUACUGGCUGUGCAGCCAGGUGCAGGCCACGUCGGGUGUGCCCGUGCUGCAGCUGUUUGCGUCGUCGAUUCUGGAUGAGAUUGUUGUCGACGGGGACCUCGGCGCGUCGACGCGGUCGUUCAUCGCAGCGAUCGCCGACUUCGCCAAGCUGUUGCCGUUUCUGCAAAGCAACGGCCUCCACAGCGUCCUCCGCGUCGUGCUGCGCCACGCCAAUGACGCCAACGACGAUGACGCCAAGCGUCUGUACCUGCUCGGCGAAUGCUUGCUGCUCGAACCGACCAAGACAGAGACGGUCCUGGACCGCGCCGUUCGGUCGCUUGUCCGUGUCGUCCAUCUCGAAGGCGCGGCGGUCGUCGUCGAGCUCACGACGUUGCUCAAGGAGCAUGUGCCCAAGGGCCUGAGCAGUCACGUGGUGUCGUUUCUGCAAGCGAUCCUCGUCGACGUCGCCGACGACGACAUGACGCUCGAGUUUGUGUGGUACAACCUCUUCAAGCUCUACGUGGCCGACGGCGCCUACGAGAGUGCCCACGCCGCGCUCCAAAAGCUCGUGGCACUCGGUGCCAGUGCGCCGUCGCUGGACGAGUGCGUCCGGUACUUUGUCUUGCAGCUCUGUGACGCUGGCCGCGUCGACGUGGUCUGCGACAUGCGCUGGGGCGCGUUUGAAGCGCAAGUCGAAGAGCUGCUUCUGUGGCAAGCCGCCAACACCCACGCGCACGUGUCGCCGGCCAAGUCGUCGCAGAGCGCGUCGGCCUUGUACCGUCUCCUCUACAGCUUUUACGUCGCUCGGAGCCGGUUUGUGCACGCGGCCCGCGCCAUGUACUCGCUCUUCCUCCGCCUCGAGCUCGAGCCGUUUGCACCGUCGAUCCUCCAGCUUCCAACGUCUUGGAGCUCGUACCCGAAGCGCAUCGGUGGUUUGUGUCGCAGGCCGGUCUCGCCUCGGACGCUGGUGACUGCGCUCUGACCGUUGUUUCGGCCUCGGAUGUCCACAAGCAGCUGCUCUUGGUCCGCGGCAAGCUCGCGCUG